Messenger RNA from Ceratina calcarata, 7137 nucleotides. RefSeq lists its product as uncharacterized. The coding region runs from base 3426 to 5744 and encodes 772 amino acids. Lineage: Eukaryota; Metazoa; Arthropoda; Insecta; Hymenoptera; Apidae. The record is from RefSeq and is a predicted model, not a curated record. The transcript is spliced from 8 exons. Gene Ontology annotation, molecular function: sequence-specific DNA binding.
ACUGCGGUUACAGAAUUGUAAAAAUAAUGGUAACAAUAAUUUUCGAGAUAACGAAACCUUGGAAGCAUUUAAGGUGUCGCAGAGGCGAGGGAUGACGUGUGCCAACAUCCCCAGUGAUUUCCUCGCUCAAUGCCAGAUCUCCUCCCCUUCUUGGUUUCUUUUUUCUUCUACCAAGGGGCUGACCCUCCCGCGUCACGAGCUUCUUGUACAAAUACACCUCCGAAACUGCCUCAGAAUCUGCUGCAACGAUUUCCACUCGGCGGUGUUCAGUACCACGACCGCGUUUCCUCUUUUCGUUCCGAUUCGAGAUCAAAAGGAUCACGAUUGAUUCGGACGAUUCAUUACGAGGACGCUUUCGAAGGAUCUUUUCGUCACUCGGGCAAUUAAUCGUACUUAUUGAUCGUGCGAUGUAGUUUCGGUACGGUUGCGAUUAAAUCGGCUCAAGCGAUCUCUUCGCAACGCAUAUACCAUAAGCUGUAGAGUACAAAAUAGUAAGAUGUCAUCGCUGAAACGUGAUGCAAUUCUGUAAAGAUAACCGAAACUGAACUUGGUUCAUUAACAUCGUUAUCCUUUGGUGCAUGAAUAUGUACCAUAUAAUUAAAUUGGAAAUAAUGUAAUUUAUGAACUACGCAAGAAGUAAGGAAUCAGAGUGACACAAGAAGAGGGUGAAAUUAGUUUUACAAAGAACAGAGAAAAUUUACAUUGUUUUUUAAACUUUGAAGUUCUGAUUGCAUUCGGUCACGGAAAAUUAAAUUCCGUAAUGCACAGAAGAGACGAAACUCUUUGUUCUCCGUUACUUUCGUUCGGUCACGAAAUGGCGACUUACGCCUUGUUCGCCAAGGCAUUAAAUCCUAUUGGAUUCCACCGUUUAUUGGAAUUUAUACAAUUUUCCACUUCCGUCCUUCUAUUUUCAUUUUAUUAUCAUUACAAUCAAUGAAAGAAGAAUUCUACAUUUUUCGAAAUAAAAAAUCGAAGAGCUUAGCAGACGAAUGGAGCGUUAAAUUAGUUUAAAGGACAAAUAUGUCAGUCGAUGCGUAUCAAGAAAAAAUGAUUAUGCAUUCGGAGAGUUCGAUCGAUGGCUCGUUCAGCAAAUAGUGUUCCUUAUUGCAAUCGAACGUCUCCGUUUCGACUAUUUUUAGAGGCACUGCUCUAUAGGAUGUUAAGGUAUCGUCAGGGACCUUUCGUAAUGGAGUGAAACGUUAUGCAAUUUUCCAUGGUAGCUCCCAACGAGAUUCAUGUACCAAUUUCUGUACGCAUAUAUCGUCGUGCAAGAAUGGACACCGCAUAUUUCUUCGUACGAGUUCGAGUCGGAGAAAACACAAUGGCCAGAGAUCUGCGACAAUUCUCUUAACGCGUGUUUGCCCCGUGUACAAUGGACGUCGGCAGCGUGUCGCGACAAAGGAGAAAACGGUUCGUGGGGAUGAAGAGAAAAAGAGCGCGUAACCUAACGCCCCUGUGAGGACCAGGUCGAGGAAGCGCAACGUGGUCGAAGGAGAAGGGUCGCUCGGUCGGUCGCUCGCGCGCGCACUCACGGGGUAGCGACGAGAGAGGAGAUCGGUAGCGGCUGUACCGGGUAACAUAGGCAAGGAGGACCCGCGUGCUUCGAGGGGUGGCGAACCCCUGAAGGACCCUAGUCGGUAGCGGUGACCUCCUCCCUCCUUUUCCCUGUCUCCCUGGUCUCUCUUCCUUUCCAACCCUGUCCCCUCCACGGUGCUCGUCAUCCCUGCCGCGACGGCACCGGAGCACGAUCAUUGGUUCACCGGUUUCACGCAGACACGAGGAGGCACACGCAGCUGCCACUAGCUGUCUCUUGUUCCACGGCCGGACCCGAUCGGCCAGUCCAGAGGAGAAGCACCGCGCGUGCAGUAGUUAGCACGUUGUCUGUCACGCGUGAGACCAACGCACACGCUCGGUUCUUUUACGAUCACUCGUGCACGCGUCGGUGGUUCUGUUAUAUUUUUUACUCAACGUGCGCGAUCGUCCUCCCGAGGGCAUCCGUGGAUCGCGAGCAGACGCAGCUGCCCCUUGGUGCCUCUCGUGAUCACCGUGAUCACCACGAGUCGUGCAGAAGUUCGGCGAUUCUCGUGCACGCUCGUCGACGGUCGUCGACUACCGUCAUCCGUCGCCAUCUUGACGGGCCUCGUACCAAUCAACGGAGCGCCGAUCGUCACGGACGAAGAAGGGUACACGGGGCGACACCUUUCGCCGGCGACGCAGACCCGUCACCAGGAGGCACGUGUCGCGGCCACCGGGGAAAAAGACGUGCACGACACACGCGCGCUACCAAGAGGACACCGUCAUCUAGCUGCUGUUGCUCUUCCCUCUAAUUUACGACCAGCCACCCCACCCCCGCGCGGUGAACGGUCGAUUUACACCAAGAGGCGCACGACCGCAUGUGCGUGUGACGUUUUGAAUUUGAGCCGCGAGAAAGUAGUGGCGUCUGCCGGGAGGCCCACGCACACAACGUUUUUCGGUACUUCGUCGUCCGUGUCCCCUUCCCCCUCCAGCUGUCACUUGUCUUGCCCUCUCGGUCUAACUAGUUCCCCUGUCCCCUUCUACGUCGCUAGUCACAGUUCGCAGGGCGUCGCACGCAGGGCGGUACCGAUGCCCUUUCGACCUCCCGCGGUCAUCCAGAGUACGCAAGAGUGCUUCCGUCGCGCGACCGUCUCGUUCUCGAUUCUCACGUUCCGCAAUACCGUGCUUGCGAAGAAGUUCUUCCAGUUGCGGGUCUGAAAAUUAUAUCUCGAGAAAAUUUGUAUCGUCCUUUUUUCUCUGUUUCACCGCGUCUUGUAUUAAAAACAAGAUCGGAAGAUCCAAGAGUACGUGAUUGAAUAACACAGGAAAAUCCAUCGUUUUUAUUUUUGCCGUACACGUUGGGAGGUGUAUGCGCAUUCGUCCAUGUACACCCACGUGCGUCUGUUUUGAGUAUCCAAGUGUCACCGAAUCCUGGCAAAACGCAUCUAGUCACGCGUUCGCUACCAAAGCAAACGGAUCUCACUCGCAGAUCAUUGACGAUCUUCAACAACCGAACAUUUAAGAAAACAAGCUUUAAGAAUUUCUCGGUCUAUGCUGGAAAAAAGGGAAGAGAAGCGAGGUGACGACGGUUCGACUCACAUCUGUUCCGAUUGGAAGACUGCUUAACCGACGACGCGUGCAUCGACCGGUAGAAACAAAGGAUCGCUAAGGAAACGCACGCUUACUCAUCCAAAGAAUACGGCUUCGCGUGUCAGUUAUGAACAAGGUUCGUGUGCAAACAGCGUUUUGAGGAGAUGGAUCGUCGUCAGCAACGAUAAACCAUUCUCGGCAGUAUCGUCGAGGAUGUCGUAGAGGGACGUUAUCGUGUGUUCGUUCUUGGUGUGCGUGCGGUGCGUGCGUGUGUGAUACCAUUCGAUACCAAGGAGACGACGAAUUAAAAAAAGGUUAGGAUGCCGCAGUGCGCCGUGGCUACGUGCCGCAACAGUCAUCGCCGUACCCGUGGCUGUCGUAUCCGCUACCAUCGAUUCCCCCAGAUACCGGAAGUGCGCUCGCGAUGGGUGCGCGCGUGCGGUCGCGUGCCCCUCUCGAACGGCGAGAUACCGUUCAACAUACAAACAGCGCGCAUAUGUUCCCUCCACUUCACCGACAACUCAUACGAGAAGGAUAUGGAGCACCUUGUGCUCGGUCUUCCUGUGCGCAGUAGGCUGCGUCGCGGCGCUGUGCCGACGAUCGGUGUGCCGGUGAACGUGCAGCCGGUCACCAAGAUGCUCGUCGAGGACGCGAAGCGCUCCCUCCUCAAGGUCACCCAUGCUAAAAUGCUAAGCGAACAGAAAGUGACCGGCAACAACGGACUGACCAGCAGUAAGCAGCAGCAUCAUCAGCCGGCCACGGAGAGGCGGCAGCAGCACCACCAACACCAUCAGCAGCAACGUGCCAAGAGUGCCAAUCAACAGAACCAGGAGCAAAAGAUGGCGGGCAUCGAUGUGCUCCUUGCCCUCGGUCUGAAACCCGCGCCACGCUUAAACAAGAUGCACGCAAUGGAAGGUGCGGCUGGAAAUGGGAAGAAGGUGGACUCGGCUGAGAAGACGAGGGACGAGGAAUCUUCGAGGGCAUCGCCGAAGGUCCCACAAAAUCAGCAAAAUGGUGCAGCGCUUCCAGAGGAGACCGCCGCAGCUCCAACCACCGUCGACUGUUUACGAUCAUCAUCGAUAAAGAAGGAGCCUCUGUGUGAUUCGGAAUCAGAAGCGGCUAGCAAGAGUUUGCCUUCGUCUGAAACGACUCAACAAAAGCCCAUUGCAUCGCGUUGCACGAAAACCGAAACAGAAGGCAGCAGCAGGAAGCGAAAGUCGACGGACGGCCAGUUGUCGUCGAACGGGAAUUCCAAUCCGAAGAAGUUGUGUCUGGAGCAGAGGGAACAGUAUAUUUCAUCCCUCGUCGGCUGUGAGAAAGUUACCGCGGAGGAACUCGCUGUAAGGGCUGAUCAACUUCGAGCCGAAGUCCAGGCCCUGGACGAACUAGCACGUGCCAAAGAAAUGGAAUGGAACGAGAUCUUAAGUAUGAGAAAGUUAAAGGAGGAAGCGUACCUGAGAGUCGAAAGAAGGAGACAAGUUAUGGGAUUCAUGGAGGGCAAUGGACAACUAGCGGAUACAUUGCCACCGGCGAGUUUGACGUUAGGCCCCGAAUGGGAGAGCAGCGGUAACACUACUCCUGUAUCCAAAGAAAAACUGAGCUUCGGUUCGAAGGAGGAUCUACCGGAAGAAAGUUCUCAGGAUUCGCCAGCAUUCAAAAAAGAGAAGACUACGAAACGAACAUCGCAUCGCCAGUCAACACCUCCGAAACAGAGCGGAGAAAAUGGCCGGAAACAAGCGGAAGCGCUUAGCCCGGAGAACAGACAAAUCGGUGAGGGGCGUCAGGGAGCGAUCGUUGAUGUCAGGUCUAUCAUCGCGGAUUACAGACUAAGACAUCCUGAACCGGUACAACGCAGGGGCCGAAGAAUGAGAAAUUCGGUGAAUGUCGGUCUGGGAGCCGGUGGAGCUAUGGUCGAAACAGGUCACAGUGUUGACUCAAGGCCAUCUAGUACAGACUCUUCUAAAAGCAACUCGAACACAGUUGACCCUAACAAUUCCAUGAGCUUCAAGGAUGUACUUGUACAAUUUGCCAAAUUGAGCCAACAGCAAGGUGAACCGGUAAAGACACCUCAAAAUUAUCCAGAUGUGACGCUUCAUCCUGUCGCACCGUCACCAGCGUCACAAAAUACCCCACCUCAGCAGAGUGGUUCGUUGCUUCAUGGAAUUCUCACGAAAUCACAAUCUCCGAGACCCACUACUUUUUCACCUACUUUAGCUAGAUUACUCACCGCACCUGAAAGAGAAAGGAAUGCACCUACAGCCGCGUCCAUACCGCAGCAAAGUGCGGCAACCCAGCACCUUUUGCAGACAUAUCAAGGCUCUAAUCCGGUUUCCAUCAGUGACCUCCUAUCUUCCUCCAAGGCUCGAACUGAAAUAACAAUAACUCCGGUCAUCAACACCCCAAUUCAAUCCCACGUGGAUGAUGUUGAAGAGGAGUCCGCGGUAAUCGAGGAUAGAGAGACUCGCAUUUCUUCGGGAGGUAGGGAUGCCAGGGAGGACAGAGACAGUCCUCCACGAUGCCAAGGAUGCCACGAACGCGUAGCACAAUUCGUGUGCGCCGGUUGUGGCCAUCAGUGGUAUUGUAGCCGCGAGUGUCAAGUCGCUGCGUGGGACGAGCACUCAGAAGUCUGUUCUGGUUAAGAAUACGAGCACGUAUCAAUCUAAACCUCGUACUCGCGUUCGGGUUAAAUACCUAUCAAACUGGGAAAGAAUCUAGUCAAAAAAGAAUGGCCAAGAAUUAUAAUGCGUUUUUGAGUACGAUAAGAGGGAGAAGGAGAAAUAAUAAGAAAGCAAGUGUAUAUUUUUAAGGAUUUCGGAAUAUGUUUAAUCUGUAAACAUAAGUUUUAUUUCAUAAUGAAGGAAACGAAAGUUCGCUGAGAUAAUGACGAUUCUCGUGAAAGAUUAGUAUUUACGACUUUAUGGAAGUGGAAAAAAAGAACACGAGACCCUCAUUUUGACUCUGAGGAAAGAUUUAGAAUUCGAGUUGGAACGAUCAUUGCUUAACUGUAAUCACCGCGUUGCUUUUACUCGUUAUCAGUAUCGAACGGGCAUGUGUCUUCGUUCAAACAAAUAGGAGAGUAUUAACCCUGCUGAAAUUUAAGCAUUUAAACGUGUAUCUUCCAAAGGACGAACUGUUCGUGAGAUUCCUCAUGUAAUAGGAAUUCGUAUUGAAUAAUUAAAACAUUCGUAAAAAAACUUCGUGUAUCGAGAAAUUUUUUAGAUUUUAACCAAUGCAUGACGUACAACGUACGCUAGUCGAGAAUUUUCAACUUUUUUCAAACCAGGAAAAAAGGAAGCAGACCAGAAUUUAAUGUAACUGGUACGUGCACUCGUAACGAGGAACAAAGCACAAAUCUAUCUCGCGAUGCUGUACAUAAUUUUAUACGUUAGCAGGGUUGUUCAGCGUCAGAUUAAAAAAAAAAUACAAGGAACAAGUUAACCGUGUGCCAUGCGUAAGAUUCGUUUCAUGGUCAGCUUAUACGUUAAAUCUUAAACAAAUUUAAGUUAUAGAAUAUUCGAGUGUUUUUAUAAUCCUGUCUUCUCGUAUCGUUUUUCCAUUUUCUUUCUCGUUUUGAUUUUUGAUUUCUUUUCGUAAAUACGUCUUCUUAAUUAAAUUAAAGUGAGAUCGCGUUCGAUAAUCAGAAUAAGAGAUGUACACGAACGUUCUGUUCUCGUUUUUCCAUUAAUUUGAGAGAAACACAUGUAUGAACAAUACAUAUAUGUAUCGACUACCAUAAUUUUAUACCACGUUUGUUACCAACGUAUAAAUUUAGAUUUAAUGAGACGUUAGUCUUAGCGUAGGUUUAAGAUACUUCUUUUCUUCUUUUUCGCAACUUGUUCGUUGGUAACAUAUUUGACACAUUAUGAUUUCGUUUCUUCUAUUUUCUUCAUUUUUUUUAAAUUAGUAUGUUACCUAAACGAGAAUUGUCCCAAACAUAAUCUGUAGUCCAAAGUUCCUACAGGUACACGCAACAUUAUAUGUAUAUAUUUUUCCCAAUUACUGAAGCAAACCAAAAUAAAGUUUUUAAUCGUA